UAGCAACCGGUAGCGUGUUACUAUGUACACCACAGGGAUGCCUGCUAGUUGGUGAACCAGCGAAUACCUCUGACUUUCUCUACCGGGGAUGGCUAAAGAACACAAAAUGAAAAGUUCUAACAGAUUUACACCAGAACCAACGCUAAGCAAAGUGUUAGGACAGUCCUCCACGUCCAGUGUAGUGUCAGAGUCCGUCACAGAGCCUGACGAUGGACGAGACUCCUCGAGAUCUGCUGCGUGUUCCUCCAAUGCUGUGUCUCAGCAUACGAAUGAUCAUCGACCAAACAAUGAGCAUGAUCAGUGCCGUAAAGUUCCCAUACUUCACCAUAUAAUCGUGGAAAGAUAUGAGGGUGAUAAGUGUGGAGAAAUGUUUCAUGGAGAAGGUGUCGCUUAUUUUCAAGGUGGCCAUAUUUACAAGGGUAGUUUUUCACAUGGGUUAAUGCAUGGCUCUGGUGAAUAUAUCUGGUUGGAUGGUUUAAAGUAUCAGGGUGAUUUUAAAUGUAAUGUUCCCAUGGGACAUGGGACUUACACCUGGCUAGAUGGCAGCACUUAUGAGGGAGAGAUACACCAAGGUAUCCGUCAUGGUGUCGGGAUGUACAAAUGUUUCAAAACCUCUACUGUGUACAGAGGACAGUGGUAUCUGGGCAAAAGACAAGGGCAGGGGGUAAUGUACUAUAACCAAGCAUUCACAUCAUGGUACAAAGGAGACUGGGUGAACAACCGCAGAGAGGGCUGGGGAAAGCGGUGUUACCCAUCUGGCAAUGUGUAUGAAGGACAAUGGAAAAACAGUGUUCGACAUGGAGAAGGAACAAUGAGAUGGGUUCAGCUGGAUCAGCAAUACAGUGGACAGUGGGUAAAUGGCAUCCAGGAUGGAAAAGGGACGCACACAUGGUUCUGUAAAAAAGUUCCAUUCUCUCAAUACCCUCGUAUGAACGAGUACACAGGAGAAUUCGUUCAGGGCAUGCGUCAUGGUCGAGGACAGUUCUUAUAUGCCAGUGGGGCUGUGUAUAGUGGAGAGUGGAAACAUGACAAAAAACAUGGACCGGGGAGGUACACUUUUGAAAAUGGACAUGUAUAUGAAGGAGAGUUUAAUAAGGACUGCAUGGCUGAAUUUCCUGCCUUCACUCCUGGCCUGAGUGGGAUUACGACUCCUUUUCCAGAUGAGAGUAAAGUAUUAAAUGAUUCAUCCAAGAGAUCUUCACAGUCAAGCACAAACUCACCGCUCGGAUCUGACAUGGUUUUGAACAUCCAGACCCUGUUAAAUAGAGUCCCUGAGGCCCACAGAGAUCAAGAACUCAAACAGGUGGAAUAUGCAGUGCUGAGACACAUUGGUUUGUUAAGGGAAAUAUAUAGCUUCUACAGCAGCCUUGGACAUGAGCAGUCUCCAGACAACAUAUUCCCACUGACCCAUUUGCAGUUCUCUCGAUUUCUCAUGGACUGUAAAGUUCACCAGCACAGAGUCACGCAAGCGCAAAUAGAGCGUCUCAUCACUGAUCAGGUUCAUUCUCCUUUCACUGCCAUUCUACCAAGAGAGUGUAUCAGCUAUAUUGUCAUUGUAGCAUAUCAUAUUUGCCACAAAGAUAUUGAGUCUUCUAAUAACAUACUCGCAACAUGUUUUUCAAAGCUCAUGAGGCAGAACAUCAUUCCCAAUGCAAAGAAUGUGAAAGGCUCUCUGUUCUGCCAUCCUGUCCAUGCUGCGGUUGCAUGUCAUUACUCAGACAGAUGCUGGGAAAUUUACCAGGCUCUGUGUAAAGCAAAUUCAAUCCAGCCUAACCAAGUCUUGACUGCAAGGCUAUUUGUCUGGUUGCUCAAGUCCUGUUCACAGGACCUCUGUCUGUAUGACAGUGAGCUAACCGUGUCCAAAGUGUUAGAGAUCCUCUCUGUGGACAGUCCUGCAAUUCAUGAUGGAAUCUACAGCAACCUGGACCUAGAGAUAAGCUUUCUGGAGUUCUUUGAGGCAUUGUUGGGCUGUGCUGAGGUGAAAGGCCAGAGAAUCCAAACUGAUGUUGAGAGCCAGACUGACACAAGUCACUGGGACGACACUGUGAAGAAUAUUACAGAGCUGAGUUCAAAUCAGUGGAUCAUUAUCUCAGCUUGGGAGAAAGCUAACCAGACCAUCUCCAUUAAGGCGGUCUCAUCUUUUGAUAUUUUUCAGUCAUCCCUAUCUGAGGAGAUGGAGCAAAGACAAAGUCCUGUGCUUGCUUUCAAAGAGAAGGACUGGAUACAGAAAACUCAGCAGUUCUUCACUCAGACCUUCUUCCCUGCAUAUGAGCACAGUGUGAAGCUGAAGGAGAAGAGACUCAAGUUGAGAGAAAAGAACAGAAUUGCUCUUUCAGAUGCUGACAAACCAAGGCACACAGAGCAGCUGGAGGCUGAGGAGAGACAAGACGAAGAAGAGGCUCCAAACAACGAUGUUAAUCGCUCACCCCCCUUCCUCCCAUGACCUGUGUGUCCUCUACUACAUCGGUCAUUUCAAAACAGUAGUUAAUUCACAGAAUAGAAGUACAUCAAUUUUUGUUCUUAUGAUUUUAAUCGGCAUUCACAACAAUUUUGACAUUUAAAAGCCAUAAAAAACAAUAUUUUCUGAAGUCAAAACUGCAUAGAAAUAUUAUUGCUGUAUGUAAAUGUGCUCAUUAUAAAGUACAAAAAGUGAGUAGCAAACAGAUAAACAAGUAUCAAAGGUAUCUAGUUUAACAAAGCAAAAAAUAAAAUAAAACUAUCCAGAUUUAAA
This is a messenger RNA of Megalobrama amblycephala (Wuchang bream), 2731 nucleotides long. RefSeq names its product radial spoke head 10 homolog B (gene rsph10b). The record is from RefSeq and is a predicted model, not a curated record. The transcript is spliced from 18 exons. The coding region runs from base 89 to 2443 and encodes 784 amino acids. Lineage: Eukaryota; Metazoa; Chordata; Actinopteri; Cypriniformes; Xenocyprididae.